CGGCGGGCACCUCCAAGACUCUGCCAAACCCCCUUGAUCCCCUAUUUCCCCCUCUCUACCUUUCCUCUAAAGAAACAACCCGGCGUUACGUCAGAAAGUGCAGGGCAAGCAAGACAGCGUCUUAGGAGCUAUUCGUAGGCAUUGCUGCCAAACCCGGUUUGAGGCUGCCUAAGAGCUCACUGCAGCCAAUGCACUUUACAAAUUCAGCUCUUCUAAAACAUCAGCAGUAUGUGGUCUCUGUUGCUGGCACAAUUGCGCAAAAACCCCAAACAGCAGUGUAAACGGUGUAAUGAUAAAGAGUAGACUGGUUCACACUGUAGCCUCACUGAAAACACCAUGACAUGAUGAAGCACCAGAUGUUUUUGACGCUCAGAGGUUUCUGCAGCAUUUUUUCUGUUUGACUCUUUGCUGAUCUCAAAAAACAACAUGCCCCACGCUCGAAAUAGGAACCCUAGCCCCAUCCCAGAAGUAACAUGGGAUACGGGAUUGAAGGAGAUGAACGAGACCUGGAAAGGAGCUAUAGCCUGUCUCGGGGUGGCCGUUUUCUUCGUAAUGACCAUCGGGAUCAUAUACUGGCAAGUGGUGGACCAGCCAAACAAAAACUGGAUCCUUCGGGGGACUUUCAGUGGACUGAUUUGGGAGAGAAAAACCCACUCGCUGGUCAUACAGACCCUGACUGAGGAUAAGACCUACGUGGAAAUUGACGUCGGGAACGUGGGGAAUCCCGACAUAGAGAUUCCCUUCGUGAGGAACCUGUGCUGGCUUAAUAAAACUGAGUUCUGCUACACGUGGGACUCGGUGGCUGAGGUGAAGAUCUCGCUUGAAGUGAAAGAGGAUAGGGAGACGGAGUGUUACAGCAUGACUUGGGCGCCGGUACACUGUCAUGUGGAGCUGAAGGACUGCUUCUCCAUGACCAACAUAUCCUGGUAUGGGGGUGCCAGUGUUCGGGGUCAGACUUGGCCGAUUAAUGAUCAGAACACCACAAUGCAGCCCUUCAUCGUCAGUGAUCUGAAGGACAAUCCCUCUGGGUUCGGCUCUGCCCUAGAACGCUAUUUCCUUGGCUCAUCGGGUGUUACAAUGCUUGUUUCUCCUGAUAUCCCCCUGCAGCUUGGGCUGGACAGCAGACAGCAGUUCUGCCUGCAGUCACUUCCAAGUAUGGAGCGGCUCCCUCUGCAGUACACUGUGUGUGUGGCCCACAGUGUAAAAGCUGCUCACCAGGAAGCAGUGCAGCAGCUCUCCGAGCACAGCAGGGAGUUGCCCAACAUGAAAGCACUGCGGCUGCCAUUCUGGAAGCUGCUCGCCAACAUGGAUUCGGGGCCGAAGGUGGAGAGGGAGAUGAGGACUUUCUCGAAUCGUCUGAAGAGACACCAGCUGGGGGAGGGAGGCAUCAGCCUCAAUGAACAUUCCACCACCCUCCUCUCUGAUAUGGACCAUGACUACCUCAACAGCAGGAAAAGGGGGAUGUAGAGACUGACCAGGGACCUCCCACUUGUCAAGCUUCACAUUUCCAUCACCCUGUCCCCUUUCCUGGGUGUGGACACCACACAGUUCCACACCUCCCUUAUUGAUGGCACUGAGGCCUACUGGCUCAGUCUCCCUUCAGCCCCUCAGGGACAGCUGAUUCCUGUGAUGAGCCAGUGGCGAGGAAAGUUCUGUGUAAAGCUGAACAUCACAAAUCCAGGAGCAGUGAGGUUCCUGGACAGAGUAGGAGCCCUACAGGCCCAUUUAGGGAUGGAGUACAUCAUGCUGGAAGGGGGCGAGGGGAAUCUUGAGGAGCAUGCACUUCGGCCACCUCAGUCUCUGGGUGGAGACAGUUACAUCAGCCUGCUGGCUGACCUGGCCACCAGGAUAGGAGAUUCCACCAUUAUGACUGCAGGGACACGGUCGAGCCACAAGCCCCUCUUUGUGAAGAUGACCCCCCUGCAGUCUGAUUGGAGCCCAAUGGGCCUUAAGGCUAUCAUUCCCAACCUGAUGCACCACACUUUGCUGGGAUACAACUUCCUCAUUCCUGAUGCAGUGGGCUCCCUGUCUGGAGACCUGGUCACAGAUGAUGAGUUGUUCAUCCGCUGGCUGGAGAUUGCAGCCUUUCUUCCUGUUAUGAGCUUCCACACACCACCCUGGAUCUUUGGAGAGGACCAGGUGCUAAACCUAACUAGGAAAUACCUAGCAAGGCACCAGAGGGAUGUGGUACCACUGAUUGAAAAGUAUGCAGAGGAGUGGCAGAUGACAGGAAACCCCAUCUAUCGGCCCAUGUGGUGGCUCAGUCCCACUGACCCCAUGACCUUCACCAUCAAUGACCAGUUCCUCAUUGGAGAUGAGGUCCUAGUGGCACCUGUGGUGGAGAAGGGGGCAGUGCAGAGGGAUAUAUAUUUACCUGAUGGAGGCUUUCAAUGGCAGGACAGUCAGAACGCACAGGUGUUCGAUGGAGGGACGUUUCUACAGGACUACCCUGUGCCCCUGACGGAGGUGGCUGUUUUCUUACGGAGAAGCUGACUCGGAUAAUCGAUCCACUGAGUCAUGUGAUUUAUCCUGUUACUGUUUUUAAUCAAAUUCUUUUUUUUUUUUAAGUACUUGUGCUGUUCUUAACUUGCACUUUUCUACUAAAGACCA
Messenger RNA from Archocentrus centrarchus (flier cichlid), 2610 nucleotides. RefSeq names its product SITS-binding protein. Gene Ontology annotation, biological process: carbohydrate metabolic process. The record is from RefSeq and is a predicted model, not a curated record. Gene Ontology annotation, molecular function: hydrolase activity, hydrolyzing O-glycosyl compounds. NCBI's taxonomy places the organism in Eukaryota, Metazoa, Chordata, Actinopteri, Cichliformes, Cichlidae.